Pisolithus orientalis is the source of this 1134-nucleotide messenger RNA. RefSeq lists its product as uncharacterized. The coding region runs from base 104 to 847 and encodes 247 amino acids. Lineage: Eukaryota; Fungi; Basidiomycota; Agaricomycetes; Boletales; Pisolithaceae. The record is from RefSeq and is a predicted model, not a curated record. The transcript is spliced from 3 exons.
AUACAGCUGAAGACUUCGCCUCCCCCAUUCCUUUCUAACUUCGCCUGCGUGCUCUCCCUACGCACGUCCCCUCCCAGACGUCCGAGCGAAUACCCUCGACUUGAUGAACGGAGUCUGGCACUGGGGUGCUCAAAAUGUAGGGGUACAUAAUCCCUUUCCCGUUACUUCAUCGGCCAGUCGCGCCGAGGAAUGUGGAGGGUCGUUGAUGGUUCAGCACCCUCAGCAACCGCGACAUGAUGCCCUCUCCCUUUGCGCUGAUGAUGCCGUACAAAUGGGUGAAUCGACAUGGAAUACGGUUGAUCGAGGGAAGCUUUUUAAUCUCGGAACCCUCGGAGGACCCCAUGGAUUUCAGGAUGUGCAAACUUUCCGCGGUUCCAAUGAAUCGUUUUCCCCAUUUUCCAAUUGGGCUCUGCCCUCCUCUCAGGGACUGUUCACCGGGGCCGUUCCGGGGCCCACAUGCACCUCAAUUGUACCAGACAUCGCUAAUGAAACCACGACGAACGUGGGGACGAUACCCCUCCCACUCCAUCGCACUGCACUCCAGCCUGGAGGGGGGGACAAUUGUGAAAGGAAGGACGGAAAUUGUCACACUUCUGGCAAGAUGGCACUAUUGUCAUAUUCAAACGAGUCGUGGCGUCAGGAAGUAAGAAUGCUAUCCACGUUUAUCUUCCAUGCAGCCAGCUUAACGCUUGUUGCCGUAUUCCAGCAACUGUGCGGAUGGGGCACGCCAACUAUGUCUGCGCUACGUACAGUGCGAAUACAGGUCCUAUUGACUGCGCCACUUCAAUCAUUUCUUCGUGAUCGUUGCUCAUCCUUCUAUACAAGCUGCUUCUAUUCCAUUCUAUAGCUACGGUCAUACAUUCCUCUGAUCCGCCACUACUGGUCAUCAUACACCCACGAAUAAAUAGAAAAUCCAAUCGUUCGGUUUCGGCUAAAAUAUUGGGCCCCAGUCAGACACUUCAACUCGUACAUCGCACCCAUCCCGCGGCUCUCAUUAUACCGUUGCAUCCGUUCCAGUGGACGGGUUUAAAUAAGAUGGGCCACGAGGUGCUUAGCUACAGCAAACGUCAAUGAUCCAGGCCCCGCCGGGGAUAACCACUCGUGUUAAUUUAUCACCAGUCCCUGUGAUGCGGA